GUGCCGCGGAAGAAACAGAGAGGCCAGUACACUACACUAUCUGCGUUUGAGCCACCCAAUUUGACUGCAUCAAUGGAUAAUUCAAACGAUGAAUUCGAACCCCUCUUUGAUUAUACUCGCGUGCAGCCUGCGCCGGUCAUCUGCCUCGAUGAUGACCUAGACGGAACACCUGAUUUUGCCUCUAAGAAACGGAGAAUCUCUGAUACUACUGAUGAGAAAAAACAAGAUGUGAACUCGAAAGAUGUGAAGGUGAUAGAUUGUGAUGGUAAAGAAGAAGAAGAAGAAGAAGAAGAAGAAGAAGAAGAGGAGGAUUGGUUGCCUCCGCCUCCAAAGAAUCUAGAUACUAAUUCUAAAAGUAUUGGCGAGGACUCAACUUUGAAGGCCCUCAGGUUAGAAAGGCAGGAAUUGGCAUCUUUUGCACAGUCGGCUGAUGAUGUAGUUCGAGCUGUUGAAGAAUCUGUUAGAAAAGACCUUAGUGCUUCCUUACAAUCUUCCCCAAAAUCUGUUGCCAAGCAGCCGGUGGAGCCUCAACAUGAGAGGGCAAAAUUUGUAAUAUCCAUCCAGGAUAAAGAUGAGCUUAAGCAACUUCGAGUGUACAUGGAUGAUAAAUUUGAACGACUCUUCAAGAUUUACGCUGACAAAACUAAGCUGGAUGUGAAAAAUCUUGUCUUUUGCUUUGAUGGGGACAAAGUAAGUCCUGAUCAAACACCUAAUAGCAUUGGAAUGGAGGAGAAUGACAUCUUAGAAGUGCACGUGAAAUCAAGCUGAUCCCGGGGUGCCAAGCUCACUUCUUCGGAGAGAGAGGGAGAUUUUUUUGAUUCUGGAAGAAUCUGCAUGAGAUAUUUUUCUUUUUUUUUCAGCUCAUCACUUUUCUUUUAUUCCGCAACUGCAAAUUGAAGAAGCCUUUUCUUUACUGAAUUGAUUGUGGAUUUGGUGAAAAACACUGUUUCUUCUGUAGUUGUUAUAUGGUGUAUCAUAUCAUAUUUUUGGCA
Molecule: messenger RNA, 992 nt
Organism: Salvia hispanica
Lineage: Eukaryota; Viridiplantae; Streptophyta; Magnoliopsida; Lamiales; Lamiaceae
Product: Ubiquitin-like superfamily protein
Source: RefSeq, a predicted model, not a curated record